UUAAGACCAAUGAACUGGGGGUAAAUAAUCUCCACGGGAGCGUUUACUCGGCGAAAACCGACUCUUUGUCUCGCUGUGGGAUUUGUUUUCUACACCUCUGGAGGCUGAAGACGAUGUCUGUCCGGGGAUACUUUGUCGCUUUUUACAAAUGCACAGUUCUUCUCUCUCUGAGGAUUUUGCUUCUUGUGCCUGCAGGGUUGCCUGUCCGCAGCCAAGGGGAUUCUCAUUCCGACAACAAAGUGAUGGACAAUAUCACUGUCCGACAAGGAGAGACGGUCUUUCUCAGGUGUGCACAGGGGGAAGUUGUCACACACACAGCAUGGCUGAACCGGUCGAGUAUACUGUACGCCGGAGAAGAUAAAUGGUCGGUGGAUCCCAGAGUGAGUCUGGUGACCCUCAAUCAAGAGGAGUUUACCAUCAAGAUUGAAAACGUGGACAUGACAGAUGAGGGGCAGUAUGUGUGCGCGGUCCAGACAAGCAGUCGACCAAGAACCACCUCUGUUCACAUCCUCGUCCAAGUACCACCAAAAAUCAUCAACCUGUCAAGAGAUAUUGUGGUGAAUGAAGGCUCCAAUGUCACCCUGAUGUGCCAAGCCAGUGGUAAACCAGAGCCUUCUAUCAGCUGGAAGCUCAUCUCCCCCUCAGGGGACCUGGCGUCAGAUGACGAGUACCUGGAAAUCCCAUCUAUCUCCAGACAGAGAGCAGGGACGUACGAAUGCACAGCUGUCAACGAUAUUGACACAGAUGUUCAGACUGUCGACAUCACCGUCAACUAUGCUCCAACCGUGUCAGAGGGCAGAGAUGUUGGAGUGACUCUGGGCCAAAGAGGAGUGCUGGAGUGUGAGGCUGAUGCAGUGCCUGAGGCAGAUUUUGAGUGGUAUAAAGAUGACAGAAGGAUCUUCAAUGGCUUUGACGGCAUGGAGAUUGUGAACACUGGAUCACUGUCCAAGCUGACAUUUUUUAACGUGUCUGACGGAGAUUACGGGAACUACACCUGUGUUGCCAUCAACAAACUUGGGAGCUCAAACACAAGCUUCCUUCUGUAUGUGGUAAUUGAACCCACUAGCUCAACGCUAUUGCAAGGGCCGAGAGCAGUUCAGGAUGGUAGCGGCGGCGCGAUGGGAGUGCACUCACACACCUGUCUCCUCUUCAUAGUGUUUCUGCCAUUCCUGCUCAGGUUUUGAAGAGGAAUGGAUUUGAACACGAGUGAUGUGUGUGUGUGUGUGUGUGUGUGUGUGUGUGUGUGUGUGUGUGUGUGUGUGUGUGUGUGUG
Messenger RNA from Seriola dumerili (greater amberjack), 1272 nucleotides. RefSeq names its product opioid-binding protein/cell adhesion molecule homolog (gene ntm). Gene Ontology annotation, cellular component: neuron projection. The record is from RefSeq and is a predicted model, not a curated record. The coding region runs from base 114 to 1184 and encodes 356 amino acids. NCBI's taxonomy places the organism in Eukaryota, Metazoa, Chordata, Actinopteri, Carangiformes, Carangidae. The transcript has 8 exons.